CGCGCAGGCGUAAAAAGUUACUGUUGCUACCCGCACCAGGAAGACAAGGGGAUUUAAAAACCUGCCUGAGAAAAAUUAGAAAGGUUUGAAAUUGACCACGGUGUUAAACGGAGAAUCAUAUCAACAAUCAUUUUGGUUUACAAUCUAAGCUAUCCGUUUAGAAUACUUACCUGGUCGUGAGUACGUGAAAGGUUGUUUACCAAUGUUAACUAGCUAAAUUAGCUAGGUCUGUCUCGCGCAACGACGGAUGGUGGUGUGCGAGUUAUCAAGCCAGCGAUCUAAUGUGAGCUUGCUAACAAGUUGCUUAGCAAAUUGUUGUCCACGAAGCUAGCUAGUUGGCACGCUAACUUGUCUAAGUAGAAUGUAUAGAGGGCAGUCUAGGCAUAAUGCAAUCAAUUAUUGUUGACAUUUAUCCCGUUUAGCUUGCUAGCGAGUCUGCACGUGACUACUCCUUUUGGAAUGUUGGAUCGCAUCAAACAAUAAUAAAGCAGAAGUAGCUAGCCUGCUCUUCCGUGCUUACAAUUUAGUUGUGCGACCAGUGUUAACAUUCAAUCUAACGUUAAUUUGUGGACUCUACUAUCAAGAAAAGCACCUUGACCUAGCGAGAUCAUUUUGUACAGCGGAUCUAGCUAUAUCUAAUUGUUUUGGAACUAGGUAGCGGUUGGCUAUAAUGGGGCCCCGACAUAGUUAGCCAACUGAUAAUAAUCAUGGGAGGAUGUGUUGGGCGAGAACGUGAGGACACACAGGACCACGGAGCAUCCAGAAGCAGUGGAAGAGCACACCGAAAACGUGGAAGUCGCAAUGAGCCCCUGAAGAAGGACAAGCCCAAGUGGAAGAGUGACUAUCCCAUGACGGAGGGCCAGCUCCGCAGUAAGAGGGAUGAGUUCUGGGACACAGCCCCGGCCUUCGAGGGCCGAAAGGAGAUCUGGGACGCUCUGAAGGCAGCCACCGUCGCCCUGGAGUGCAACGACCACGAGCUGGCUCAGGCCAUAGUGGACGGAGCCAGCAUCACACUGCCUCACGGCUCCCUGACAGAGUGUUAUGAUGAGCUGGGUAGCCGCUACCAGCUACCCGUCUACUGCCUGGCCCCUCCGGUCAAUCUGAUCUCCGAGCGCAGCGACGAGGACCCCGGCGACAGCCCCGAGCCCACAGCCGCCCCCAAGAAGGAGUUCCAGCUCAAGGUGCGCCUCUCCACGGGCAAGGACCUGCGCCUCAGCGCCAGCAUGGCCGACUCCAUCGGGCAGCUGAAGAAGCAGCUUCAGGCCCAGGAGGACAUUGACACGGCCCACCAGCGCUGGUUCUUCUCAGGCAAGCUGCUCACGGACAAGACCCGCCUGCAGGACACUAAGAUCCAGAAGGACUUUGUUAUCCAGGUCAUCGUCAACCCGCAGGCCCCCAUUAACUAGGUCCCAGAUGAAAGGAGGAUCGACGGAGGAGCCCUGGAUAAUGGUUUUACCGCUGAUCUGUAAAACAGAGAGGUGAUUUGGGGAAUUACAGUUAAUUAAGAGAUGAACAACAGAAGGGAGAGACUCUGAAGUGCUGCUUUUCAAUGUUUCAUUGUUUACCAUUAAAGAGUGUGGUUCUUUUCAGUGUGUCACUUCUCUAUAGGACUGUUGGUUGAUCGAUCCAGACGUUUCAGACCACUCACCCUAAGGGGUGUUCACUGUCACUCACCACACUAACUUUGGAGUAAAUCAUAGCAGAAUUGCCCUCCAGAUGUGAGACUCUGCAGGUGUGCACCACACGGCAUGUGCAAGGGGUCUGCGUCUGCACUAACCAGGUGCCAAUUGAAAUCGCAGACUCUUUUACAUAGUUUGUAAAGCACAUGUUUUUCUGUCCCUGCUCUCUACUCUGGUACCCUGUAAUGGAUACUUCCCAUAAUCCUCCCUUAAGUGAUAUACAAAACUUUCUCUCAUUGUUUUCUUUCUUUUUUUGAGUUCAUCUCAAAACAAAGCUUUUUUGCACAGUUGAUUUGUACUUGCGUGGUAGUUUGUGUGCCUUCAAGGAAGAAAACUAAACGGAAUCCUUAGGGGGAAAAAUGCUAUUUUUACUGCUAAAGCCUUCUGUCUCUAGAUUCAGGAAUAAUCUUUUCAUAGAUCUAUACAAAUCCUAAAUAUACUGCUGCGUUUUUCGAUCAGCUGUCUCUAUAUCAGUUAUUGCAUUUCAAAUGUACAACUGGUGUUUCCAUGGAUGUUAGCCCCAUGUUUUCCCUAAUGGUUGCAUGCGCCCCCCACGCUCACAUUUGUCAAUGUACUGUAAAGUGACAAUGAUUAGAGACCAUAGCCCAUGUAUGCUGUGCCACAUUACAAUCCUGAGGUGAAAUGGGAAGCACGAGCUACAGUGAAGAUGAUAGGAGAACGUCUCUCUGUUUUAGUAUAUAGUCAUGGAAGAGGAACAGUGCUUUUCUGGCUGUCUCGGGUGGCACCUCGCUGCACAUGAGGUGCUCCUUUACCCUUCACACCAGUCGUUUGCUUUUCCAUCUCUCUAAGCGCUUGUGCCUCUUUCUUUUAUGGCCUCAUCAAAAGAACAUAAACAAGAUACCCCAGUGGUGGAUAGUUAUGCUGGUGGUGGGAAGACUUGUUACCAGGUUAUUGUCAUCAUAGUUAUGCUAUCAUUUAAAGGGAUAUUUUGGCAAUGAGGCAAUUUAUCUACUUCCCUAGUGUCGGAUGAACUCGCGGAUACUAUUUUUAUGCCAAACAGUUGAUCAAUGACUGUGCUGGGAAUAUAUUUGUUAACCUUUAUGCAAACUUGAGUAUUUCUCUCAACUUACAAUGUAUGUGCAAUGCAAAAUAGACCUCGUACCUUUUGAUUCUCCCCUUAUUUAAUAAAUACAGUAGCAUUAGCUAUGACUAUGUAAAGGUUCUCAGAAACACAACAUAGGAGCCUGCUAUGUUCAGAUUGCUUUGUUGUUGUACAAUCAACCUUUGAUCUUGUUCAGAGUUUCAUAUUGCCUUCAUCUCUGUUUUGAAAUGUUGUCCCAUCUAUAAAAGUGUUCAAAUGGCCACUUUUCUUUUAAUGGGAUGUCCUCACUAUAACAAUCAUGUACCUUGCGUGAAUUAGCUUGGCCCUUGUGUGUCCCCCCCCCCCCCCCCCCCCCACUUUGUGUGACGGUUAGCACAUCCAUUUGUGCUCAGAAAAAUACCUAACUUUGCAAUAGGGCCUUUUUUUUUGUCUCCCACCUCUUCUGUGUAAAACAGCAGAGACCCACGUUCUGUUAUCUGUGUUGCUUCAUCUUGUCUCAAUCCGUCCUUGCAGAAUGUGGCUCAAAUGUUUGCUUCAUCUAGGUUCAUUUAGUGCUAUGAGAGGUAACGAGAUACGUCGGUCUAACAUCAAUGUACAGUCCCUACAUCGGACAGCACAAAAAUAGAAACCUCAAUGUAAUCUAUGUGAGAGAGCUGCACGAUGUUGCCAGUAAGGACAAAUCUGAUACCACCGAGCAAUGACAUCACACAAGGGCCGUGGUUCGAUCCAGGCCAGGGGAGCAGGAGAGAGAGAGACUUCUCUGCUCUUCCUUCAGUUUUCUGAGGCCUGUGAACCUCCCAUCACAGUAGUUGGGAGAGAUUUCAAGUCUAGGAAAGAUCCCUUAUGCAGGCAAUUAAUCAGACACGCUUUCUGUUUUAGUAAGAAUGUACAAGUAUGUUUUGUAUGCAUGAUACGUGUUUGAUCAUAUGGGGGUCAGAUCAGGAGUUUCAUUUGUAUGUUUCUGUAAAGUCAUAUAUUAGUCAUGGUACACAGGUGGACUCAGUCAUGCAGUAGACUAAAGCUGGUAAUAUGGCCAUGGAUAUUUAUUUGAGUUAUUUUGUGGGUUACUUUAGGACACCAUGUACACUGCUUUAUGUUCCUCUCGGACCUCAGAUACCAAUAAGCCAUUGCAUUUUCACCAGGGUGGAUCAAGAGGCCUUGCUCAAAGCAGAAACAUGCAAAUUGUGUUUUUGUUGAUGUCCACAAGGAUGUAUAAAGAUAUAUAUAUAUAUAUAUAUUUAGUCUUUUGGAAAAAUAUAAGUGAUUAUUAUAUGAGAUUUCUGAUAAUUAAAAAUGCUUACAACAA
Oncorhynchus kisutch (coho salmon) is the source of this 4048-nucleotide messenger RNA. RefSeq names its product ubiquitin domain-containing protein 1-like. The transcript has 3 exons. Lineage: Eukaryota; Metazoa; Chordata; Actinopteri; Salmoniformes; Salmonidae. The coding region runs from base 708 to 1406 and encodes 232 amino acids. The record is from RefSeq and is a predicted model, not a curated record. Gene Ontology annotation, molecular function: protein binding.